GAUAUUCUCUACUGCAAUCACUGACUUUUACCCCUCGUCGCCUCUGACCUCGGUAUCGGAGCUGAACACACGGCUGAAUCUCGCCCUUUUCUGCUCACCCGGAAGGAUUUCGUCUCGCUCCCAGUUCAGCUGAAUCCAGCGACCGAGCGGCUCAAGAUAGGCGCGCAAACAGACCGAAAACAAGAGCAGCCAAAAUGGCAAGGUCCAGCCUCUCCAUCAGCUACUACGCCUUCACGGCGCUUCACUUCGCCUGCUUUGCCCUCGCCAUCACCGUCUGCGGUCUUUACGGCGCCGACUUGCAGCGGACGAAGAACUUUGACAAUUACACAAAGUCCAAAUGGGUCUAUGCCGUCGUGGUAGGCGCUUUGACAGCGGCUACGUGCGCUCUCUACUUCAUCCCAUUCAUCAUCGAAGCGGGCGGCAUCUUCAUCGCCUCCUGGGAUACCAUUCUGUUUGUCCUCUGGAUCGCCCUUUUUGGCGUCUUCGGCAAGUUGUACAUCCACGAAAACGCCCAUGGCAACGGAGAUGUUGAGCGCAUGAAGCACGCCGUAUGGGUAGACUUGACCAGCGCACUGCUCUGGCUGAUUGCAAGUGUUGCCGCCUUUGCAUACUGGUGGAAGCAUCGAAACACCCGCACACGCUUUACUGGUCGAGCAAAGGUCUAG
Trichoderma reesei QM6a is the source of this 665-nucleotide messenger RNA. RefSeq lists its product as uncharacterized. Lineage: Eukaryota; Fungi; Ascomycota; Sordariomycetes; Hypocreales; Hypocreaceae. The transcript has 3 exons. The record is from RefSeq and is a predicted model, not a curated record. The coding region runs from base 195 to 665 and encodes 156 amino acids.